This is a messenger RNA of Salpingoeca rosetta, 1453 nucleotides long. RefSeq lists its product as uncharacterized. The coding region runs from base 1 to 1194 and encodes 397 amino acids. The transcript has a single exon. The record is from RefSeq and is a predicted model, not a curated record. NCBI's taxonomy places the organism in Eukaryota, Choanoflagellata, Craspedida, Salpingoecidae. Gene Ontology annotation, molecular function: protein binding.
AUGCCGACGUUGAUGAUGACGCUUGUUGGUCGUUCUGCUGCUGUUGGUGCCGCUGCUGCUGUUGGUGUUGGGCGCGGGGUGGUGGCAGCCGCGGCGAGGAGACGAGCAGUGGCCACUGCCGUGUCGGCAAGCAGUAGUUAUGUGUGGCUGAGCAGCCGUGGUGGUCAAGAACGCACCAGAGGGCAGCAGGCACUGCUGCCUGCACAGACCACGCGCAGCGGUGGCUGGAGUUGGACUCACAACGCCGCUGGGCGCAACAAGACCUCAAACACAGCCACAACAAGCCUGAUGAUGCUGGGCCUCUGGACGGGGCUCAUGUUCGGUUCGACAACGACAAAAGAAGAAGAGGAUGCGUGUGGCACCAGCGAGGACCUCAGCCGUGAUGGCACACGUGCGCCCGCAUUGUCCACGGCCGAGGACCUGGAGCGCAUCCGAGUCGCCGCAACGGCUGCUCUGCGCGGCAACCGGCUGCAGGACUUCAAGGAGCUGGUGAGGGAGGCCAAGCAUCUGUCGGGCGGUGAUGUGGAGCUGCGCGACUCCAUUGGCCGGUCCCUAUCCAUGCUCGCUGCGGGAUUGGGCAAGCUGCAGGCGCUCAAAUUUCUGCUCCGCGAGGGCGCAGACGCGCGCGCUGUCGACCAGCACGGGCUGACGCUUCUGGAGCACGCCAGCUGGAAGGACCAGGUGUUUGUGGUGCAGUACCUGCUGCACGACGUGAAGAUGCACCCAGACCAGUCCUGCGACAUGUUUGGCCUGUACCCGCUUCACAAGGCCGCUGGCUACGGCAACGCCAACGUGUUGCAGCAGCUGCUGGAUGCCGGUGCAGACGUGAACCAGCCCACAGCAGAGAGCACCGCGCCACCGUCAUAUGAGGCCGGCUCCAAGCUGGAGACCGCGCUGGCCAUCGCCAGCCGUCUCGGCUACCACGACGCCAUGCGCACGCUUCUGUCAACAGAGGGCUGUCGCGUCAACCAGGCGGACCGGCAUGGGGACACCCCACUGCAUCACGCGCUGCGCAAGGGGGAUUGGCGGGCGACGGAGCUGCUCGUGUCCGCUGGCGCCGACCCAAGCCUGUGCAAUGGAGAGCAGAAGACGGGUCUCGCAGUUGCAUCAUCACUGCCGCUGGCACUCGCUGUGCGCACGCGCCUGAUCCGCCUCUUUCCCACACGCGUUGUGCAGUUCUUGGACCCGGCAUAGGGGUUGUGGUUGGGGGGGGGGGGGGAAGAGGGGUUGUUUGUGCUUGUUUGACUGACUCUCUGCCAGUGUGUGUGUGUGUGUGUGUGUGUGUGUGUGUGUGUGUGUCGCUGGCGUAUGCAUUGCAGACUGCUUGAUGAUUGUGAAGCAGCGUGUGAUCGACACAUGGCUGGCAUCUGUCGUGUAUCUGUGUACUUCAGACUGAAACAGGGCGAGAGAGAACAACGCAGAAGCAAGGACGACGGAAGCGAUACAAGUGGGA